CCGGCCCCGGGGCCGCACCCGGCGCCCGCUCAGCUGGGAGGCCGCCGCCGGGGCCGGACAGAUGACCCGGUGUCCGCGGGAUCGCCGCGGAACUCCCACCGACAGCCACUGAGCUCUGCAGGAAAAGACACAUACCAAUCGGGCGUGUCCUCUGCCCGGGUAUAAAGGUGCACCGAGUCAUCAGAUGGACACCACUUGUUCAAUCCACGGCGGCACUGCUUCAGUCUGCACUCCUACACUACAUCAUGAUGCGGACUGUGCUCCUGCUGACGGCGGCUGUUCUGGGAGCCGCCGCCGACCAUCCGCCGCCCGCCGUGUCGUCCUACCAGGCCGGGGCGGCCGUCAGUGCGGCACCACAGCCCGUCCAGGACACCUACGAGGUGGCUGAGGCCAAGAGGGCCUUCCAGCAGGAGUACCAGAAGCUGGCCAGGGAGGCUGAACUGGCCCCCGACACCCACCAGUACACUGCGCAGCCCCAGUUCUACCAGCAGCAGCCCCAGUACUACCAGCAGCAGCCCCGUCCCGCCUACACCCUCGGCCAGGCCCCACAGCCGGUCCAGGACACCUACGAGGUGGCUGAGGCCAAGAGGGCCUUCCAUCAGGAGUACCAGAAGCUGGCCAGGGAGGCUGAACUGGCCCCCGACACCCACCAGUACACUGCGCAGCCCCAGUACCACCAGCAGCAGCCCCAGUACUACCAGCAGCAGCCCCGUCCCGCCUACACCCUCGGCCAGGCCCCACAGCCCGUCCAGGACACCUACGAGGUGGCUGAGGCCAAGAGGGCCUUCCAGCAGGAGUACCAGAAGCUGGCCAGGGAGGCUGAACUGGCCCCCGACACCCACCAGUACACUGCGCAGCCCCAGUACUACCAGCAGCAGCCCCGUCCCGCCUACACCCUCGGCCAGGCCCCACAGCCCGUCCAGGACACCUACGAGGUGGCUGAGGCCAAGAGGGCCUUCCAGCAGGAGUACCAGAAGCUGGCCAGGGAGGCUGAACUGGCCCCCGACACCCACCAGUACACUGCGCAGCCCCAGUACUACCAGCAGCAGCCCCAGUACUACCAGCAGCAGCCCCGUCCCGCCUACACCCUCGGCCAGGCCCCACAGCCCGUCCAGGACACCUACGAGGUGGCUGAGGCCAAGAGGGCCUUCCAGCAGGAGUACCAGAAGCUGGCCAGGGAGGCUGAACUGGCCCCCGACACCCACCAGUACACUGCGCAGCCCCAGUACUACCAGCAGCAGCCCCGUCCCGCCUACACCCCCGGCCAGGCCCCACAGCCCGUCCAGGACACCUACGAGGUGGCUGAGGCCAAGAGGGUUUUCCAGCAGGAGUACCAGAAGCUGGCCAGGGAGGCUGAACUGGCCCCCGACACCCACCAGUACACUAAGCAGCCCCAGUACUACCAGCAGCAGCCCCAGUACUACCAGCAGCAGCCCCGUCCCGCCUACACCCUCGGCCAGGCCCCACAGCCCGUCCAGGACACCUACGAGGUGGCUGAGGCCAAGAGGGCCUUCCAGCAGGAGUACCAGAAGCUGGCCAGGGAGGCUGAACUGGCCCCCGACACCCACCAGUACACUGCGCAGCCCCAGUACUACCAGCAGCAGCCCCGUCCCGCCUACACCCCCGGCCAGGCCCCACAGCCCGUCCAGGACACCUACGAGGUGGCUGAGGCCAAGAGGGUUUUCCAGCAGGAGUACCAGAAGCUGGCCAGGGAGGCUGAACUGGCCCCCGACACCCACCAGUACACUGAGCAGCCCCAGUACUACCAGCAGCAGCCCCAGUACUACCAGCAGAAGCCCCGUCCCGCCUACACCCUCGGCCAGGCCCCACAGCCCGUCCAGGACACCUACGAGGUGGCUCAGGCCAAGAGGGCCUUUCAGAUGGAGUUUGACCGGCGCGCUGCUCUGGCUCAGUCUCCCUCGUACAACUGAAGGAUGGCUGCUGAAAGAUGACUGUUUGUUGCAGUGUUCCCGUGGAUGAAAUAAAGCGUAUUUCGUUGUUUUA
Molecule: messenger RNA, 2004 nt
Organism: Amphibalanus amphitrite
Lineage: Eukaryota; Metazoa; Arthropoda; Thecostraca; Balanomorpha; Balanidae
Product: alpha-protein kinase 1-like
Exons: 5
Coding region: 246-1931 (561 amino acids)
Source: RefSeq, a predicted model, not a curated record